Messenger RNA from Lolium perenne, 1435 nucleotides. RefSeq lists its product as uncharacterized. The record is from RefSeq and is a predicted model, not a curated record. Lineage: Eukaryota; Viridiplantae; Streptophyta; Magnoliopsida; Poales; Poaceae.
CUGACCUCCUUCCUCCCUCUGCCUUCUCCUCCCCCGGUGCAAGAAGCCGGCCAGCUCCAUGUAUGAUGGCGAUGGCGAUGCGCCCAUGUGUGUGAGUGCCCACCCAGACCCAUAUAUAGCUUUCUCCCACUAGUAGCUCCUGGAUCCCCCGCCCGCAGAAUCAAUCAAUAGGGAGAAAAGGAAGCAAAGGAGGCAUCACUUGAUCAGCCAGCAAGCAAUCAGGGUUGAUGCUUGCCAAGUAACAACUAACUAUUUUUAGUUGCCCCACACACUGGUAUUAUAUAGCUAGGUCCUAGAUCUUCUAUAGCUUUUGCUUGUGGUUGCGUCAAUCGAUUUUGUUUGCCAUGGAGAAAGGAGGUGUUUCUUCCAUGGAUGCCAGCGUCGGCCAGGACGUGUGGGACUGGGAGGUGCUGCCUGACGGACAUAGGAGCUUCUACGCCGAGAGCAGGGCUGCACCUCCAUCCUCUGGACACGGUGUCGGCCAGGUUCUUCUUGCCGUUCCAGAUCAAAAACUAGAGGAGCCGCUCCUGCCUCCUCCAUCAGAAGCCGAUGAGUGCAAAGACAUCGGCGUCGUGCCAGCCGAGACCCAAGAAGAGCACACACCGAUGCCGCCGGUGUCUCAACUGCUGCUCUCUGACAGCGACGACGGAGAGCAGAGCUCCGACAACGCUAAGGAGGCAGUUGACGAUGGCAAACCGGUGGAGGUGCCAGAAGCUACAGCAGCGGAUCCUCCUCCACACGAGAUCGAGGUCGCCGAAGGAGAGGAGGGGGAGGAAGAGACGAAGAAGGGGAAGAGGGCGCGGCCGGAGUGCGUGGUGUUCAGCGUGGGGAAGCUGCGGGUGAACGGGAUCGGGGCGCUGUGUUCGUUCGGGGUUGCGGCGGCCACCGUGUGCGUGUUCCUCGUCGGCGGCAAGCUGCAGCACCAGCAGAAGCAGCAGCACCAGCAGAAUAUCCAGCUGCAGUUCCUUGGCGAUGAUAAGAGAAUUCAGCAGGUUGUGCAGCAGACAUCAAGGCUGAACCAGGCCGUGUCAUCCAUGAUGGGCGCAGGCGCUUCCACAAGGGCAAAAAUAUCCUUCGGUGGCUUCUACGAUGGCUUCUGAUCAAGCCGGCGGCAAUGAAGGACCGAUUCAUGUGAAAUUCCGGCGAAUUCAACCAUGACCAAGUAGUGUACAUGCUGCUCGGUAUUGUGCCAAUUAGCAGAUACUACUACGGCCUGGCUAGCAGUGGUCGUUAUGUAUAGCAUCGAUCGCGUGCUUGUACAUAAUGCACGCUAUAGUGAAUGUAAAUAAUUGGGGUGCUAGACCGUACAUGGACAGAUGGACUGAGGAUGUUAAGUAGAUUUGUUAUUAGUUGAUACUACAUAACCUAAGGGACAGUAGCGAUUAUUUGAUUUGUACCGGAAUAGGUUAUGCUUAAUGGAGACGAUUACUGGUUA